AUGAAGGUUGAAGAGCUGAUAAUUGAUGGGUUCAAAUCAUACGCGACCAGAACCGUGAUCUCACAUUGGGAUCCCCAGUUCAAUGCUAUAACGGGUCUCAAUGGCUCGGGAAAGUCAAAUAUUUUAGAUGCAAUCUGCUUUGUUUUAGGUAUAUCCUCUAUGGCAACUGUCAGAGCAUCAAAUUUGCAGGAUUUAAUAUACAAACGCGGUCAAGCGGGUGUCACGAAAGCAAGCGUUACAAUUGUAUUUGAUAACCUUGACAAGAGCAACUCUCCGAUUGGCUUCGAAAGUUAUCCUAAAAUAUCUGUUACACGUCAAAUUAUACUAGGUGGAACCAGCAAAUAUCUGAUUAAUGGGCAUAGAGCACAACAGCAAACUGUACUACACUUGUUCCAAUCCGUUCAACUUAAUAUUAAUAAUCCUAACUUUCUCAUCAUGCAGGGGAAAAUCACCAAAGUACUGAACAUGAAACCUACAGAAAUCUUAUCUCUGAUCGAGGAAGCAGCUGGAACCAAGAUGUUCGAGGAUAGAAGAGAAAAGGCAGAGAGAACAAUGGCUAAGAAAGAGACAAAACUGCAGGAAAUAAGAACCUUGUUGGAAGAAGAAAUAGAGCCUAAAUUAGAGAAAUUACGGAAUGAAAAGAGAGCUUUUCUGGAGUUUCAAGAGACCCAGACUGAUAUGGAAAAUACUUUGAGGAUAGUUAAUACCUUCAUCUAUAACGACCUCCUUACAAGAAGAGAUUCGAUGAAGGAAACGUUGGAAACUGGAGAGUCCCGCCUCGAGUACCUCAAUGUUAAUGUGGCUAAAACCAAAGCAGAAAUCAAGAGUUUGGAAGAAGAUCUUGAGACUGUAAGAAUACAAAAACAGACAGAAUUUCAAAAAGAUAGCAAGCUUGCCGUUUUAGAGAGAGAGGAAAAUGAUCUCAAAAGUGAGGUAUCCAGACUAAGCACAGCUUUAGGAAUCAAUGAAGAGAAUGUUAAGGAAGAAAAAGCGAAACUUUCUAAACUUCAACAGAAUCUAAAUGAGAACGAGAGCACCUUAUCAGGAAAGUCUAUCACUUUCAAGCGAACUGAAGCAGAACACAACGCGCUGGAGUUGGAGGUUAAAAAGCUAGAGGAACAGUUACGUUCUAAAGAAGAGCUCCUUUCAACCUUAACAACCGGUAUAUCAUUAACGGGAAACACCGAUAGUGGCUAUAGUGCGCAACUAUCUGCUGCUAAAACGAAGCUCAACAACGCCGAGAUCAAAAUCAAAGAAAAUAAUAUGAAGAUUGAGAUUCUGAGGAGAGAAUUGCUCACGAAUGAGCCAAGAAUCAAACAGGCAGAAAUUGAGGACAAUCAGGCUCGUGAAGAAAUCAAAAAUUAUCAAGAAUCGUGUGCGAAACUCGAAAAACAACUGGUUGAGCUUGGAUUCGACCAGGAGUUAUUAAGAGAGUUACGUGAAAGAGAAAGUAGGUUGAAAACUGAUAUAUACCACGUGUCAGCUGAUCUUGAGUCGUUCAGACGAAUGCUUGCCAAUAUCGAAUUCAACUACGCGAAGCCUAGCAUGGAGUUUGACCCCCACUCUGUUAAGGGUGUCGCCGCUCAGCUCUUCACACUUGAUGAGAAAAAUUUUGAUAGUGCUACCGCCUUACAAGUGUGCGCAGGUGGCCGACUAUUCAAUGUUGUUGUGGACAACGAGAAAACAGCCUCUCAAUUACUCGAAAGGGGCAAACUACGAAAAAGGGUCACAAUUAUUCCUCUUAAUAAGAUCUCGGCUAGAAGGCUCAAUGAACAGACGUUACGUCUUGCCAAAGAUAUUGCGCCCAACGGUGUUGAAUUAGCUCUUAAUCUUAUAGGAUACGAAGAAGAGGUCACACGGGCGAUGGAGUUUAUAUUCGGCACUAGCUUGAUCUGUAAAGAUGCCAAUAUUGCAAAAAAAGUCACAUUUCACCCCCAAGUACGAGCAAGAAGUAUCACGUUACAAGGAGACGUUUAUGAUCCCGAGGGAACUUUGUCUGGCGGAAGUAGAAACAAUAAGAGCUCUCUGCUUGUUGACAUUCAAAAAUAUAACCUGGCUUCUAAGCGAAUGAAAAUAAUGGAAGAUGAACUGACAUCGGUACAAAAUAAAAUCAGAGAAAAUAUGGAGAUAUCAGCAAAAACACGUACCAUUCAAAACGAGCUCAAUUUGGCAACCCACAAAUUGAGAUUAGUUCAAAAAAACUUGGAUUCGAAUCCUGCUACGCAAAUUAUUAAGAGAAAUAAUGAGAUAAAAGAGCAAAUAUCUAGAUGCGAGGAAGAUAUUAUGGAGCAAAAGAGAAGUAUCGACCACUAUUCGCGUGAAAUAUCAAGAAUCCAGAAUGAUAUAGAUGAGUUCAGUAAAGAUAAGGGAUCCAAAUUAGAAGAAUUAAAAUCGGAAAUAGGAAGAAUCAGCGAAACAAUUGAAGUUCAAAAGAAGGUGUUUGAAGAUAAAUAUGAACUUUUUCAAACUUUACAGCUUGAAACGGAUCAGUUGGAAUCAGAUAUUCAGUCAUGUCGACGUGAAAUUGAUGAGCUCAAUUCUUCCUUAGUGGACCUGAAAAAGUCGAAGGUAUCAAUCAUCGAAGAUCUUGAUACCAAGAAGCAAGAUUUAGAACAAACACAAGAGAGGCUUUCUGAAGAAAGACAGCGCUUAAUCGGGAUUGAUGAAGAAUUGAGAGAGUUGCAGAAAUUAAUUAAAGCGAAAGCUUCCUCAUUGGCUAAUUAUGAGCUUGAGCAUCAAAAGUUAAGUCAUGAUUUGCAUAAGUUUAAAUCUAGCACGCAUGGCAUCGAACAGAGUAUCAAGAAUUUGGAGGAUACAUCAGAAUUUUUGAAAAACAAAGGAUUAGUUUCCAGUAUCAUUGCUCAAAAUAGGGGUAUUAAUCUUGAAGAGUAUCGACAACGCGGUGAACAGCUUAAAGAAAAGUUUCAGGGUAUGAAACGGAAAAUAAAUCCUAAUAUUAUGAGCAUGAUCGAGAAUGUUGAAAAGAAGGAAUCCGCUCUGAGGACGAUGAUAAAAACGAUUGAGAAAGAUAAAACAAAAAUUCAAGAAACUAUCAGCAAGCUAAAUGAGUAUAAGCGAGAAACACUCAUAAAAACGUGGCAAAAAGUGAGCGUGGACUUCGGACAGAUCUUCGCAGAUCUACUACCUAACUCAUUCGCAAAGUUAGUCGCAGUGGAAGGAAAAGACAUCACAGAGGGCUUGGAAGUAAAAAUUCGCCUUGGGAGUAUUUGGAAAGAGAGUUUAGUUGAGUUAUCUGGUGGUCAACGAUCGCUGAUUGCGCUCUCAUUGAUCUUAGCUCUUUUACAAUUUAAGCCAGCCCCCAUGUAUAUCCUGGAUGAAGUGGACGCUGCUUUGGACUUAAGUCAUACUCAAAACAUCGGCCAUCUGAUCAAAACGAGGUUUAAGGGAUCACAGUUCAUAAUUGUAUCACUGAAGGAAGGAAUGUUCGCAAAUGCUAAUAGAGUUUUCAGAACGAGGUUUCAAGACGGAACCUCAGUGGUGAGUGUUAUGUGA
Lachancea fermentati is the source of this 3513-nucleotide messenger RNA. The record is from the annotation of a GenBank genome assembly. Lineage: Eukaryota; Fungi; Ascomycota; Saccharomycetes; Saccharomycetales; Saccharomycetaceae.